AUGGUCGCUGCCACGGACCCGCUGCGGGAAAGCCACUCCGAAACGAGUUCGCCGAAUGGUUUUCACUCUGCAGCGCUCGGAGGGCGUGUCGAGCCUAGCCCAGCAAAAGCUGUACUGCACCGGCCGGCCCCGUCCGGUCCCGCUGCUCUGGGUCAGCGCGGCACCAUGCCCACGGCGCUGGUUCCCGUGCCGUGGUUCCAAUCCACGGGGUCAUCCAUUCAUGUCCAUGGAUAUGCGCAGUAUACAUGCCCCUCGCAGACCAUCAUGUUCCAUUCCAUGCAAGGUCGUUACCACCCCAUGCAAGCUCCAAAUGCUAGAAGACAUAAGCGAGCAAUCUCAGAGGGAUGGAGUAUGCCUGCGGCGGAUAUUAUUCUGUGUGUUGGAAUAUGGAAAAUGGAACUUAACCCGCAAGCGUGGUUCUACCGCUUCCAUGGCCCGGGAGCAUGGGAGGGAAAGGAUGUUUUGGCCAUUUUUCUUUUCUCUCUCUUUUUGAUGCAUGGCCCGAAAAUUAGACGUGAAGGAAUGGAGUGGUUGCAUGGAUGA
This is a messenger RNA of Histoplasma capsulatum G186AR, 543 nucleotides long. RefSeq lists its product as uncharacterized. The record is from RefSeq and is a predicted model, not a curated record. NCBI's taxonomy places the organism in Eukaryota, Fungi, Ascomycota, Eurotiomycetes, Onygenales, Ajellomycetaceae. The transcript is spliced from 3 exons. The coding region runs from base 1 to 543 and encodes 180 amino acids.